AUGACUGAAGAAAAGGAGGUUGUAACCGAUAACAAUAGUCAAGAGAAUGGCAAAGAGAACAAUUCAGAUGAAGAAACUGAUUUAGAUAGUUCUAUAAUAAGACAAGUGGAGUACUACUUUGGUGAUGUCAACCUGCCGCGGGACAAAUUUUUACGUGAACAAGUUACACUAGAUGAUGGCUGGGUGCCACUUGACAUCCUUAUCAAGUUCAACAGGCUUGCUAAACUCUCAACAGACACUGAAGUUAUCGCUAAUGCCCUUGCCAAAUCAACUUCUGGACUUCUUGAGAUUUCAGAUGACAAAAAGAAAGUAAGAAGGAGUCCAGAACUACCAAUUCCUGAAAUGAAUGAGGAGCGACGUAAGGAACUAAUGAGCAGGACAAUUUAUGCAAAAGGUUUUCCAAAAGAUUCUUCAUUAGACGAUGUUUUGAAGUUCUUUAAACAAUUUGAAGAAGUGGAAAAUGUUAUAAUGAGAAGGUAUCUGGAAAGCCAGACAAAGAAGAGACUUUUUAAGGGAUCCGUUUUUGCCACAUUUAAAACUAAAGAACAGGCUGAAAAAUUUAUCGAUAACAAGGGCUUAAAAUACAAGGACACAGAACUAAUUAUCCUUUGGCAAGAAAACUACUUCCAGCAAAAACAAGAAGAAUAUGCAGCAAAAAAAGAACAGAAGAAUAAGAAAAAUAAACAAAAAGAAGUCAAAGAAGAAAAGGAAGAGUUCAAAUUACCAACGGGCACUGUACUCCACUUUAGCCAAAGUAAUGAAAAGAUGACUAGGGAAAACAUCAGAGACGCAUUAACAGCAAUAGGUGCUGAAAUAGCAUUCAUAAGCUACAAAGUAGGUGAAACAGAAGGCUGGGUACGUCUUACAAAGGAAAAUGCAGCAAAGGAGAUUGCUGAGAAGAUACCUGAAGGAAAAAUGAAGAUUGAAGAUACUGAUGUUGUAUUUAAAGUUUUGGAAGGUGAUGAAGAGAAGGCAUAUCUAGAUAAAACAAUAGAAGAAAUGUCCAAACGCCGUAGGAAUAUGAAAAAUUUCAAACAAAAUAAACAUAACAAUAAGGGCAAAAAUGCUAAAGGUAAACAAAAUAGAAAACGAAAACAAGACCAGCAUGAUGAAGCACCACCUACUAAAGUCAAGGCUGACAAUUAA
This is a messenger RNA of Parnassius mnemosyne (clouded apollo), 1146 nucleotides long. The record is from the annotation of a GenBank genome assembly. NCBI's taxonomy places the organism in Eukaryota, Metazoa, Arthropoda, Insecta, Lepidoptera, Papilionidae.